Molecule: messenger RNA, 555 nt
Organism: Eruca vesicaria subsp. sativa (arugula)
Lineage: Eukaryota; Viridiplantae; Streptophyta; Magnoliopsida; Brassicales; Brassicaceae
Source: the annotation of a GenBank genome assembly
AUGCGAAUGCUGAUGAGCAAAGCUGUUAGACCUCUGCGUGCAGCGGUGAACUGCCUAGGGAAAGCAGUUAACAGACUUGGUGUAUCGAAACCGAGAGUGGUUAUAGUCUCUGACACACCAUCUGUAGUGAAAAAUCUCGAACUAAAUAUCAGCUCAGUUGCUGAGGUUCUGUAUUUUGACUUUAAGCUUUUCCGAGGUGAUAUAGCUCAACGUGGACGUGGGUUACCAAUGUUAGACUUCAGAAUAAAAGAUUGGGGUCCAGCACCCAGAUGGGUUGCAUUUGUAGACUUCUUCCUCGCGUGCCGUGCAAAACAUGCUGUGAUCUCAGGUGCUCACAGACGAGUCGGGACUACUUAUGCUCAGUUAGUUGCUGCACUAGCUGCCGCAAAUAGUCUCAAGGACGGUUCUAGCAACUCGAGCUUUGCGUUCUUGAGUAGUUUCCAAAGUAAUCUGUUAGCAGAUGGUCUAAAGAACCAGGUUGGGUGGGGACAUGUCUGGAACAGAUACACUGGUCCAUUGAGCUGUCCAAAACAGCCAAACCAGUCUUGUAAAUGA